This is a messenger RNA of Cydia amplana, 1064 nucleotides long. RefSeq names its product aldo-keto reductase AKR2E4-like. Bases 42 to 1064 code for a protein of 340 amino acids. Lineage: Eukaryota; Metazoa; Arthropoda; Insecta; Lepidoptera; Tortricidae. Gene Ontology annotation, cellular component: cytosol. Gene Ontology annotation, molecular function: aldose reductase (NADPH) activity. The transcript has 7 exons. The record is from RefSeq and is a predicted model, not a curated record.
UCGGUAGUUUGAAGCCGGCUGCCGUAGACUGCGAACGCACCAUGGCCAAGGUCAACAUCCCCUCGUUUACGCUCAACAAUGGCAUCAAAAUGCCAGCUCUGGGUUACGGGACGUGGCUGGGUCUCCGCCCGGACGGAGAGUUCGACUACUCUGGCUGGGACAAGAUGGUGGACUGUGUCUCGUACGCCAUCGACGUGGGAUACCGACACAUCGACACGGCUCAUCUCUACAGGAUCGAACCCGAGAUCGGACAGAUUAUAAAGAAAAAGAUCCAAGAUGGCGUCGUGAAGAGAGAAGACCUUUUUAUCACCACUAAGGUGUGGCCGACGUACGCCCGCGAGGCCGACGUGGAGGUCUCGUUGCGCGGCUCCCUGCGCCGUCUAGGCCUCGACUACGUGGACCAGGUGCUCGUGCACUGGCCGAUGUCCUACACUGAAGAAGGGGUAGACCGAAAGAUCGACUACCUAGACACCUGGCGGGCCUUCGAGACGGUCCUUAAGAAGGGUCUGACGCGCUCCAUCGGCGUCUCAAACUUUAACGUUGACCAGCUGAAGCGCCUUGUCGCCAACAGCAAGGUUAAACCAGUCACCAACCAAGUCGAGCUCAACCUCGCUUUCGGCCAAAAGGAGCUGGUUGACUACUGCACCUCUCAAAACAUCAGGGUUGUCGCUUGGGCGCCCUUCGGAGCCAUGAUCGCCAGCCGUGCGGCCCCUGAUGCCAAGGGACCUAAGAUGGACGACCCAACCCUCGUCGCUAUUGCCAAGAAAUACAACAAGUCUGUCACACAAGUCGUGCUCAGAUACUUGUACCAACGAGGCAUCAUCACCCUCCCAAAAACCGUCACCCCGAGCCGCGUCAUCGAAAACGCCUCCAUCUUCGACUUCGAACUGUCGCAGGCGGAGUUCGACACAUUAGCGAAGUUCGACAUCAACUACCGCUCGAACAGACCAACAUAUUGGCAGAACUUAACACACUACCCGUUCGAAAAGUACGACGUUCCCCCCAGUACUACCCCGAAGUCAAUGCUUUCCUGGAAGAAUGGGAAGAAUCAAGAUAUCGAUUAG